This is a messenger RNA of Acanthoscelides obtectus, 276 nucleotides long. Lineage: Eukaryota; Metazoa; Arthropoda; Insecta; Coleoptera; Chrysomelidae. The record is from the annotation of a GenBank genome assembly.
AUGCAAGGCAUUGGUAUAAAAGACAAUCGUGGUGGGGACAGGAAGUCCAAGAAAAAUGCACUCAAACUAGAAAGUGUCAUGAAGUUUGUAUCGUCUUUGAGGGGUCAUGAAAGCCACUAUGGUAGAGGCAAGUCUAGAAGAAUCUAUUUGUCAUCUGAAUUAAACAUAAAAAAACUCUGGAAGAUGUAUAAUCAUCAAGUUCAAGAUGAUUCACUCCAAACAAACUACAAGUACUUUAGCAGAAUUUUCAGCAAUAAGUUUAAUAUAGGUGGGUAG